Molecule: messenger RNA, 2253 nt
Organism: Dioscorea cayenensis subsp. rotundata (Guinea yam)
Lineage: Eukaryota; Viridiplantae; Streptophyta; Magnoliopsida; Dioscoreales; Dioscoreaceae
Product: ammonium transporter 3 member 1-like
Biological process (GO): ammonium transmembrane transport
Cellular component (GO): plasma membrane
Molecular function (GO): ammonium channel activity
Source: RefSeq, a predicted model, not a curated record
UGAACAUCAUUAGAUGCAUUAUAAUUUUACACUCAUGUACAAAGAUGACUUUUUUUUUUCCUUACAAUAUACAGCUUGCAUGUUAGUCAAUGAUUUUUUGGUCCUCCUUUCAUGGUUGAUAGGUUACAAGAAAAUAACAUUUUUGUUAUUGUUCUUGAAGAAUCAACGAAUAGAAGCAAGGCUAAUUAAGUUUGAUAAGUUAAGGGGACACAGUAAGCAGUGAAUGUACUACAAGGAAACUCUACUGACCGUUGAAUAAAAACGAUCUAAUUCUGUGGCCAAGCAAAAUCUUAAUCGAACACCAACGUUGCUACAAUUUUUUCCACAUUUCACAUUCAAAUUUCUUCCAAACCUUCUCUGACUAGUCUUACAAAAGAUCGAAUCAUUUUUCAUGGAAAAUGUGUGUGGCUGUGUGUGAUCACAUUGAAUAUAAAUACCAGCUCAGUGACUCUUCAAACUUGGUUGUUGGUGUUACUUUAAUACCUUAUUUCUGGUUCUAAAUUCUAGAAAAAGAAACGUUCAUUUAGAAUCUUCAAAAGAUUCUCAUUCCUCAUAGGCAGGAAUAGGAUUCAAACCCUCAAUGAAUCUCUUGUUCUUUUCCCUCAUUGACUUUGACGUAACAUAGUGUUUAUAGAUGAAGACACACAAGGCGUUUGUCCAGGGCCUCAGAGAAGCAUACCUUGCAUUCAGCCAUGGCCUCCGUUGUGCCAGUGGCCUACCUAGGCAGCAACACAUCGACCGUGGUGCCGGACUGGCUAAACAAGGGCGACAACGCAUGGCAGAUGAUCUCCGCUGCAUUAGUCGGCAUGCAAGGCAUGCCAGGCCUUGUGCUCUUGUAUGCAGGUAUUGUCAAGAGGAAAUGGGCACUAAACUCUGCCUUCAUGGCUCUUUAUGCCUUCGCUGCUGUCAUGCCCUGCUGGGUCCUCUGGGCCUACAAGAUGGCCUUUGGCCGGAAACUUAUUCCGUUUUGGGGAAGGGCAGGGACUGCGGUGGCACAAGACUAUCUUGUACCACAGGCAUUACUACCUGCCACCCUGCAUUAUAAUUCAACCGGUGGUGUCGAAACUGCAGCAGUGCAACCAUUCUAUCCAAUGGCCUCCAUGGUAUUCUUCCAGUUUGCCUUUGCAGCGGUAACGGUGAUGCUACUUGCAGGAGCUGUUCUUGGCCGGAUGAGUGUCAAGGCUUGGAUGGUGUUUGUGCCACUUUGGCUGACAUUUUCAUACACUGUAGGAGCUUUUAGUAUCUGGGGUGGUGGCUUCCUCUUCCACUGGGGCAUCAUGGACUACUCUGGAGGUUAUGUUGUUCACUUAGCUUCUGGAGCAGCAGGAUUCACUGCAGCAUAUUGGGUUGGCCCGAGGAAAAAGAAGGACAGGGAAGACUUCCAGCCGAACAAUAUCCCUCUGACGCUCGCCGGAGCCGGGAUCUUAUGGAUGGGAUGGACAGGUUUUAAUGGCGGUGAUCCGUUCUCAGCAAACGUUGACUCAUCUAUUGCAGUACUGAACACCCAUAUCUGCGCUGCCACCAGCCUCUUGAUCUGGACUUGCUGGGAUGUUGCCAUCUUCGGCAAGCCAUCACUCAUUGGAGCCAUCAACGGGAUGAUUACCGGACUUGUUUGUAUAACUCCUGCUGCAGGUCUUGUGCAGAGCUGGGCAGCCAUUGUGAUGGGGAUAGUCUCUGGUAGUGUACCAUGGUACACAAUGAUGUACCUGAACAAAAAGUCAAAGUUGCUACAGAGAAUUGAUGACACUCUUGGCAUCCUGCACACCCAUGCCAUUGCCGGAAUCCUCGGCGGGGCAAUGACCGGUCUCUUUGCACACCCUGAUCUCUCAAGCAUGUUCCUACCCGUAACUAACUCCAAGGGAGCCUUCUACGGUGGACCCGGCGGUGUUCAAUUCCUGAAACAGCUUGUUGGUGCCUGCUUCAUUGUGGGUUGGAACAUUGUGGCCACAUCCAUCAUCCUGCUUGUCAUUAGAUUUUUUAUACCUUUGAGGAUGUCGGAAGAAGAGCUGCAAAUCGGCGAUGAUGCAGUUCAUGGAGAAAUAGCUUAUUCAACAACACAUACACAUGAAACAGAACACAGCAGUAUGCCGAAUGGCACCUCUCAUCGAGACCUCGAGAAUCAAGCUCUUUAAGGAAGUUCACAAGAACCAGUUGAAUACAAGAACUAUGAAGUCGUGUACAAGUCAUCCCUAUUCUUUAUAUCUUUAGGGUUUUGGAAGUAAAAUAAUAUAGCAGCAAAAGGCCAAAAAAAAA